Molecule: messenger RNA, 458 nt
Organism: Bombyx mandarina (wild silkworm)
Lineage: Eukaryota; Metazoa; Arthropoda; Insecta; Lepidoptera; Bombycidae
Product: cytochrome c oxidase subunit 7C, mitochondrial
Biological process (GO): mitochondrial electron transport, cytochrome c to oxygen
Cellular component (GO): respiratory chain complex IV
Source: RefSeq, a predicted model, not a curated record
AGUAUCUUAUCAGCAUAACACGCCGACCAAUAUUGAACCUACAGUCAAUAAGUUUAUCUUAUCGAUAUCGAUCAUUUACCUGACGGGGUUUAGACCUGAAAUAAGUUAAGGAAAAUCAAAAUGAUCGGAGCAGUUGCAAGGAUUUCCAACAGGACCGUUGGGAAGAAUGUCGUAAAGACCAGUGUAAGGAGUGGAUCCAACGGCGGUAUUCCCGGGGAGAAUCUGCCAUUCGACAUCAAUAAUAAGGCUCGCCUGACCUUCCACAUGUUCUGGUUCUUCGGCAGCGGAUUUGCAGCACCCUUCCUUGUUGUGUGGCAUCAGAUGAGGAAGAAUUCUAAUUCUUAAAUUUAAAAUGGGAAUUUAACACAUCAAGCUAGUAGGAGGCAGUCCGGAGUGAAUAAAAUUAACUAUUGAUUUGUAUUUAUGUAGAUGAAAUCUCAAAUAUACAAGUAAAAAAG